AUGCAGUCAUCUCAAUCAGAAUUGGACUUUAUAAACUAUUACUUGGAAAAUCUUUCUUCUAAGUCAGUUCGUUAUGGUGAAGAUUAUUUAUCGCGUACAUUGCCCGAUCAUUUAAGAAUCAAGAAAUUUGUCUCACAAAAUGAAUCAUUUUCUCUCUCCAUAGCACCUGCUCCUACCACUGCUGCUGAGAGCAUUACUCUCACUACAGAUUCCAACAAGUUCGAAAUCAUUAUCAAGGUUCUCAAACCUUUCAAGCAAUUUACAAUUACAGGUUUAACAGCCACUGAUACUGUUGGACAGUUGAAGAAACGUAUAUAUCAGCAACAAAGUUCCUUUCCUGCCAAUCGUCAACGUUUGUUAUUGAAAGGCAAAGUGCUAGCCGAUCAAAAGACCUUGGAAGAGCAUUCUAUCGGUGAGGGUGCUAUCGUUCACCUCAUGCUUACGGCAGCACCAGCGGCCACAAGCAGCCAGACUAUUACAGACGAUGCGGCUGCCGUCGCUAGCUUAGGAACCAACAUAACCUCCUCAUCAGCAAGUAUUUCCGCAGAGACUGACCGAAAACUUUCAAGCCCCGAAUUUUGGUCAGCUGUAGAAAAGACAGUGAUCGAACAAGUUGGACAAACUGAUGCUGCCUUCAUUGUGAAUAAAAUGAAAGCAGUCUUAUCUCCUUGA
Molecule: messenger RNA, 672 nt
Organism: Mycotypha africana
Lineage: Eukaryota; Fungi; Mucoromycota; Mucoromycetes; Mucorales; Mycotyphaceae
Product: ubiquitin-related domain-containing protein
Exons: 2
Coding region: 1-672 (223 amino acids)
Biological process (GO): proteasome-mediated ubiquitin-dependent protein catabolic process
Cellular component (GO): nucleoplasm; cytosol
Molecular function (GO): ubiquitin binding; proteasome binding; polyubiquitin modification-dependent protein binding
Source: RefSeq, a predicted model, not a curated record